Messenger RNA from Camellia sinensis, 1353 nucleotides. Lineage: Eukaryota; Viridiplantae; Streptophyta; Magnoliopsida; Ericales; Theaceae. The record is from RefSeq and is a predicted model, not a curated record.
AUGGUUGUUGAAGCUGGGGGUUAUGAGUCAUUAACAUUUGAUGAGCGAGAUGCACGAAAUUACAUUGACAGAGCUAGAAAAUUAAGGCUUGGAGAAGGAGAUUCCGAUGCACUUCAAAAAUAUUUUUUGAGGAUGCAUGCACAAAAUUCGAGUUUCUAUUAUAUGAUUGAUGUUGAUACUGACUUUCGCAUAAGAAACUUGUUUUGGGCGGACGCAAUGAGUCGGGCGGCUUACAAAGAAUUUGGAGAUGUUGUUUCAUUUGACACAACUUACCUCACUAAUAAAUAUGAUAUGCCAUUUGCUCCGUUUGUAGGAGUUAACCACCAUGGACAGUCGAUUUUGCUUGGUUGUGGGCUGUUAUCCAGUGAAGACAUUGAUACAUUUGUUUGGCUACUCAAAUCAUGGUUAAAUUGCAUGUCAGAUCAUCCCCCAAAAGCUAUAAUAACUGAUCAGUGCAAAGCUAUGCAAAAUGCGAUAGAAAUUGUCUUCCCCAAUACUCGACAUCGAUGGUGUUUAUGGCAUAUCAUGAAGAAAAUUCCGGAGAAAUUGAAAGGGUAUUCCCAAUAUGAAUCCAUGAAGAUGGAUUUGCAAAAUGCAGUGUAUGACACAUUCACAAAAGAUGAAUUCGAGAUGAAAUGGAAAGACAUGAUUGCAAAAUUCAAUCUUUAUGAGAAUCGAUGGUUGGGGGUGUUAUAUGAUGAGCGACAGCGAUGGGUUCCUGUAGAGAAAGAGAAGAAAGCUGACUUCAAGUCUCGGCACAAAGUCUUUGAUUGCCUAACUGUGUAUGGCUUUGAGAAGCAAUUUCAGGAUGCGUACACCAAUGCAAAAUUCAAAGAAGUUCAAGCAGAGAUGAAGAGACUAGUUUAUUGUCAGCCGUUUAUGGUCAAAGAAGAGGGUUCAAUUUGUACAUAUUUUGUAAAGGAAGCUAUGGUACUUUUUGGGAAGAUGAAGCAUGUGGACUUUGUUGUCUAUUAUAAUUCGACCGAAUUUGAUGUGCAAUGUAUGUGCCGGUUGUUUGAAUUUAGGGGCAUCAUGUGUGCUCACUCACUCGUUGUGCUCAUUGCAAGAUGUAUAAAUGAGGUCCCAAAUAAAUACAUUCUACCACGAUGGAGAAAAAAUUUGGAUAGAGGGUACACAUGCAUAAAAACCACAUACGCUGGCUUUGGGGAUGAUUUCAAUGCAAAGGUGUAUGAGAAGAUGAAUACAAAAUUGGUUGGCAUUGUACAAUUUGCUGGGAACUGUGAAGGGAAAAUAAAACUUAUCGACCGUGGGUUGGAUGAAAUCAAGGCAAAAGUGAUGAAAGAUGAUGAAGGUGAUGGGAGUAAUGUAGCACCUUCGACUAGUAAUCAUUAA